Messenger RNA from Dendroctonus ponderosae (mountain pine beetle), 321 nucleotides. RefSeq lists its product as uncharacterized. The transcript has a single exon. The coding region runs from base 1 to 321 and encodes 106 amino acids. The record is from RefSeq and is a predicted model, not a curated record. NCBI's taxonomy places the organism in Eukaryota, Metazoa, Arthropoda, Insecta, Coleoptera, Curculionidae.
AUGGAAAGAUCCAUGCUGGGAAUCAGCCUGCGCGACAAAAUACGCAAUACAGAAAUAAGGAGGAAGACGAAGGUAAAAGACAUGAUCGAGCACGUAGCUGAACUUAAGUGGCAAUGGGCUGGACAUGUGGCAAGGCAGAACACUAAAGUGGACAAUACGCCUACGGCUGCCACGAUUAACAAAAAGAAGUAUCGGAAAACCCCAAAAGAGAUGGCUAGACGACAUCAAGCGGUCGUUGUGCAGAAACUGGCACCACCUAGCCCUAGAGAGGGACACAUGGAGAAAUUUGGAAGAGGCUUAUAUCCAGCAGUGGAUAAAUAA